Beauveria bassiana ARSEF 2860 is the source of this 1239-nucleotide messenger RNA. RefSeq names its product mitochondrial outer membrane protein MMM1. The transcript is spliced from 2 exons. Bases 1 to 1239 code for a protein of 412 amino acids. Gene Ontology annotation, molecular function: lipid binding. NCBI's taxonomy places the organism in Eukaryota, Fungi, Ascomycota, Sordariomycetes, Hypocreales, Cordycipitaceae. The record is from RefSeq and is a predicted model, not a curated record. Gene Ontology annotation, biological process: mitochondrion organization; phospholipid transport. Gene Ontology annotation, cellular component: ERMES complex; endoplasmic reticulum.
AUGUCGACAAAUAUUUGCCCUGCCCGGUCAGAGCCCACACUCUCCUUUACCCAGGGAUUCAUCGUCGGGCAGAUAUCCGUUGUUGUGAUACUUGCUGCUUUUAUAAAGUUUUUCAUAUUCGGGGAUCCUCCUUCAUCGGAUGUCACGGCCUCUUUACGUGCAACUGAGCGCCGCUCCAGGACUCUGGCACACAAGCAAUCUCUACUCACGCUAAGAUCUCAGGGCCAUCGUGUUGGUCAGGCCUUGAAUCGCAAAAAAUCAACAGUCCUCCGCAAUCCACCAGCCCUGACGAUUGGCUCAAUUCUCAGCAAGACGUACUAUAAUGUCGAUAGCCACCAGCCAGAGAGUCUGGAUUGGUUCAAUGUCUUGGUUGGCCAGACGAUUGCCCAAUUCCGUAGCGAUGCCCAGCAUGACGACGCCAUUCUCAACUCCCUGACAAAGGCGCUCAAUGGCACUUCGCGACCAGAUUUUCUCGACGAGAUACGUGUGACUGAGCUAAGCUUGGGCGAAGAUUUUCCCAUUUUUAGCAACUGCCGCAUAAUUCCCGUCGACGAGGAUGGUAUCAGCUUGGGCGCAGGGAUACGUUUUGAUCCUGCCACCGCAGCGCGUGACGGCACACGUCUUCAGGCGCGAAUGGACGUCGACUUGAGUGAUAUGCUCACUUUGGCGGUAGAGACUAAGCUUCUCCUGAAUUAUCCCAAAAAGCUUUCGGCAAUUCUGCCUGUUGCUCUUGCCGUGUCGGUCGUUAGGUUCAGCGGCACUCUGUCGAUAUCGUUUAUUCCUAGCAACCCGUCUCAAGCUACUCCAGCCAUGAUGUCGUUCAACUUUCUGGACGACUACCGACUGGACUUUUCUGUCAGGAGCCUUCUGGGAAGCCGGUCUCGACUGCAAGACGUACCCAAGAUUGCACAGCUCGUCGAGGCCAGGCUCCAUAAGUGGUUUGAUGAGCGGGCUGUAGAGCCGCGGUUUCAAGAAAUUGCUCUUCCUAGUCUUUGGCCGCGCAAGAAGAACACGCGAGGCCCGGAUGAUGCGAUGGGCGAGGGUUCGGGUUCCAUUGGCCGCGCGAAGGGCAAGGACGCUGAGCGCGAAUACCGCGAAGAUAUGCGCAGCAGGGACUCAUUUGGCGAUGCGGAGCUACGUGAUGCGGCUUCUAUGCGCCAGAGACGGUCAUGGCGAGACGAGGGUGAUCUUGCUAUGCCGGGUUCACUACCUGGGAUAAGACUAGAUGCGCGAUCAUGA